Halichondria panicea is the source of this 1910-nucleotide messenger RNA. RefSeq lists its product as uncharacterized. Gene Ontology annotation, molecular function: D-cysteine desulfhydrase activity. The record is from RefSeq and is a predicted model, not a curated record. The transcript is spliced from 7 exons. The coding region runs from base 62 to 1288 and encodes 408 amino acids. Lineage: Eukaryota; Metazoa; Porifera; Demospongiae; Suberitida; Halichondriidae.
UUCCUGAAUAUUUAUAAUUAUUGUUGUCAAAAUUAAUAAUGAAACAAAACUUGACUUUGUAAUGCUGUGCUCCUUAAUACCAAGAGCUGGUCCAGCAGCUUUGGCUGCCUGUGGUUUAAUACACUAUUCUAUGGCCGUGACAUUACCUGGAGAUGCCUACAACACCCUGCAAGACUACCACCCUCCCUCCUGGGCCCAGCACAUCAAGCCUCAGCCCUCUCAAUAUGUACAGCUUGCAACAAGACCCACUCCCAUCCAUCGCUGGCUGUUGCCGGGGGUACCUGAGGGAGUCCAGGUUUCGGUCAAGAGAGAUGAUAUGACGGGAAGCCUUCUCUCUGGGAAUAAAACCCGUAAGCUUGAGUUCUUGCUGGCUGAUGCCCUCCAGAAAGGGUGCGACAAUGUGAUCACCAGUGGAGGUAUUCAAUCGAACCAUGCUAGGACAACAGCCGUGGCUGCCAGGCAAUUAGGUCUGCAACCUCACCUGGUUCUGAGGUGGAAAGGAGAGUUGGAUCCAAGUGCAGUGGGGUGUACUGGCAAUAUGUUUCUGAAUCGCUGUGUGGGUGCUAAGAUAAUGCUCGUUCCUCCACUGAAGUACUCAAGCACAGUAAAGGGUGAGGAGAGCCUGAGGCAGAUUGUGGAGGAGUACUCACGAGUGCUGAGGUCACAAGGAGCUAAUCCCUACAUCGUACCUCUUGGAGGCUCAGAUGAGAUUGGAGUGUGGGGCUACAUUCAAGCAUUCCAAGAACUACUGGAACAAGGAGUCGCUGAGAGGUAUGAUGAUUUGGUGGUGGCUGUGGGGAGCGGAGGGACAGUGUGUGGACUAGCACUAGGCAACUAUCUCACAGGAUCAAAGCUCAAGAUCCAUGCUGUGUGCAUAUGUGAUGAUGCCAACUAUUUCCACGAACACAUUGACGAAACUCUUCAUGCAAUGGGCUUUGAAACCAACUCAGAAGGAAAACCACUACGCUCAAGAAACAUUGUGGACAUUAUUGAAGGCUACAAAGGCCUAGGAUAUGGCCUCACAACACAAGAGGAGCUGGAUCAACUGUUAGAGGUAUUUACUGCAACUGGUGUCUCUGUGGACCCUGUGUACACUCUGAAGGGGGUGAGAGGGAUGCUGUCAGAGCUCGUUAACAAUCCGGAGCGGUUCGCUGGGAAGAGGGUACUCUAUCUACACACUGGUGGAGUAUUUGGGUUAUAUGAUGGAAGAAUGGAGCAAGUGCUAUUGAACAAUCAGACUUCAAAUAAUGUAUUUAGCUAUAAAGAUGUCAUUACAUCUACUUCUUGAUGUGUAUUUAUGCCUCGAGGCGUAGCCGCACGAGGGAUACGGUAAAGCUGACUGUGUGUGUGUCUGUCUGUCUGUGUGUGUGUGUGUGUAUUCCAGCUAUAACUGCUCAACGGUUACAAUGCGACGAAAACUAACAGCUUCUAUAGGCUUCUAGCCACGUUCUCUUGGAUUUUGAUUUGUGGAUUAGCAAACUAAAGCUUCUUUCUCGAGUUAUGGCUAGUUUGACUCACAUUGAAGGCUGUUGCAGUCUCUUCAGAAUCUUUCAUAGCAUCAUCUGUUCGCACAAACUUUCUAUUCAACUUAUGAGUUAGCCUUGCACUUAAGCGCUAGCUUUUUGUUGGCUACAAGAGUUAGAAAGAGCUGCUAAAGAAGCUAGCUAUUUUAGUAGCCAUUAUUGAUUGAACUGCAGACACACCCCUAUUCCUGGAUGUAGAUCUAAUGCGCAUGCGCGCUCAAUACCACGUGUAAGAGAAUCCAUUUUGCAGAGAAUCAGCUUUGUUGAGGUCCAGGUAAGCUACAAACCAACCUUUUCUGAUAAUUACUCAAUUUAUAUUAUUUGUUACUGUGUUUAAUCAAUUGCUAACACCUAUUCUGUCAAUUUGAAAUCAUAAUUAUUGCAAAU